Molecule: messenger RNA, 1371 nt
Organism: Marasmius oreades (fairy-ring Marasmius)
Lineage: Eukaryota; Fungi; Basidiomycota; Agaricomycetes; Agaricales; Marasmiaceae
Exons: 4
Coding region: 190-1371 (393 amino acids)
Source: RefSeq, a predicted model, not a curated record
GUUGCCGACUUGUUAGGCGGUUUCCAUUACGUCGAACAUGUCGGUGCCAGCACGAUGUUUUGAAGACCCUUCGCUGAACGUGAACCGUGUUGAAGCCCAUCGAUAUAGCUCCAGGCGAUCACUUACAAGAUAAGACUACGAAGGCUCGGAAAGCCCAAGUCCACAAACGUCCUAUUUCUUCAAGUUCCGAUGUCAGGCUCUAGUUAUCAACUCCCAGACCUGCUCUCGCUCACGCGCGAUUUCGAUCUGCGGACAAACAGACACUGUCGCAGUGUUUUGGAGGCUUCGCAACAUUGGCUAUUGAGCCUCAACCACGAAUUAAAAGACGUUAUCCUCACGGAGGAUGAAAUGAAAUACGUACCAGGACUGAAGAUGGGUCUUUUAGCCAGCCUAUGCUUCCCUACCUGUGAUCUUCCGCAGUUGAGGCUUGCUUCAGAUUUCAUUGGCCUGCUGCUGAUUUCAAACGAGAGGGUGAAAAGGGGUAUAAAUGGCUUCGGAUGGAGUGGAAUGUCUGCAGAAGAUUUGGAAAGUUUGGAUCAGGCAGGGUUUGUUGAGCUCUUGGAAAGCCAUGAACUCUUCAAACAUCUUCAACCACGUAUUUCCCGAUUGAUAUCAAUCACAACACCACGUUGGCAAAAACAGUUCACUUCAUCGCUACUUGCCCUUCGAGACGCUCAGGCUAGAGCAACCAAGUAUCGCAAAAACAACACCCUCCUCGUGCUGGACGAUUACGUUGAUUUCUCCCGCGACUUGAGUGGUUUGAGGGCCGUAUUCGACCUGGUAGAGUCCUCAGAAGGUCUCAAUCUGGACCUUACGGAGAUGAGAUUAGAUGACGCCGAUGACCUCAGGAUGCUGAGACGGGUUGCGGCUGAAUUCAUUUCACUAGCAUUUGACAUCUUCUCUUUCAACAAUGAUCACUUGGCCAAGAGCAAACUCAAUCUCGUCGAGGUGUUGAUGUCGCAACGAGACCUGUCCAUACAAGGCGCUAUCAAUCAAGCUGGUCAUCUAUUCAAAGACAAGUUUGAAGCUUUCAAAAACUUGGAAUUAUCAUUGUGGUCUCGCCAUCCUCGGGGGGAAUCAGACGUCAUCCCUGCUUCCAGGAACAUUAGUUUGGGCGCAACACUUUCAACUUGGAUCAGGAGCCCUCUCUCCCGUUCUAAUUCGAGAACGAACCUGAGAGCCCUUUAUUCUGCCAGUGAAGCCACGAAAUGGGAUACAAUCACUGUUAACGAUGUCUCGUUAUUCUUGCAAGGACUAAAAGACUGUAUGGGAGGUUCAUUGAACUGGGCAUAUGAGACCGAGCUCUUUUUUGGGAGUAAGGGAGAGGCAAUCCGGAACUUUGGGUGGAUUUUUUUGUCCUCUCCGAAAUGA